GAUACAAAGACCAAACUCUGGACUCUGAGGGGCUUCAAACUACAGUGGCCGACGUGAAAACGGCCUAUGUAGAGCCAGUGUUUGCUUUGCCUGUUCUGGGCCACCGUAGAAAGGUGGUGGUUCAACAUGGCAGGCUUCCUAGACAAGGACCCACUUCCUGUGUCAACAGCUCUUUAUAAGGUAACAAAAACACAACAGUUCUUAUUCUCAGUUGAUUAUACACUUAAGAAAAUGUACUUACUAUAUUAAAUUAAAUUUCUGCCAUUAUAUCCCCCUAAAUUCUACACACUGGGCCUUUAAAGUCAUAAAAAUGAUUAUACUAAUGAAAGGUAUGGGGCAGUAUAUCUUGUUUUUGGGGAGGUGUUGUGCUUUUCUUUCAGUCUGCCAUGGACAGACCUGACACUGGACCAUUUCACUGCUGAAAAUGAAACAUGGAGGUUCCCUCAUUUGGCUCCUCAUUAGGAACAGUCAUGGGAUGUGGCGUCACGAAGUCCGACCAUUUCCACAAAACAUCUGGUAAAGCUAUAAAAUCUGCCAUCCUGAUUCAGCGAUGGUACCGUCAGUAUGUCGCCCGCACAGAGAUGAGACGGAGAUACACCUGGCACAUCUUCCAGUCCAUCGAAUACUCCGGCGAACAGGCUCAGAUAAAACUUUACAACUUUCUCGGCUACCUCAUGGACAAUUUCACACCUACAAGCAAUGAACGGAAUUUGAUCUCACACAUCUUCAGAGAGAACGAGAUCUGUCGCGAUGCAGAGUGGGAGAGGUACUUCUGCUACAAGAACAUCGAAGUGCCAGAGAUUUACUCAGGACCUCACCUCACCUUCCCUCUGACGGUGGAGCAGGCGGUCGGGCUGGUGGAGGCCUUCAGGAACAAGAAACAGCUGCAUUCACGUUACGUCCUCCAGCUGCUGCUUGAGACGUGGAAACAGCUCCGGAUGUUGCCAAAUAUCAACCGUGUCUCCACCUGCCGCAGCAAAGAAAUCACUAUUUGUGGUGAUUUGCAUGGACAACUGGAAGACCUGCUGCUGAUUUUCUACAAGAACGGCAUGCCGUCCUUGGAGAAGCCCUACGUGUUUAACGGAGACUUUGUAGACCGAGGCAAAGACUCCAUCGAGAUCCUCAUUAUCCUGUUUUCAUUUCUGCUCGUCUAUCCGAGUGACGUCUACCUCAACAGAGGAAACCACGAAGACCACAUAGUCAACCUGAGGUACGGCUUCACGAAGGAGGUGUUGACGAAAUACAAGAUGCACGGCAAACGUAUCUUGAAGUUGCUGCAGAAGAUUUUCAGCUGGUUGCCGUUAGCGACAGUAAUCGAUCAGAAGGUGCUUGUACUCCACGGAGGGAUUUCAAACAGCACAGACCUCGGCCUCCUCGCCAGAUUGGACAGACACAAUUACGUCUCAGCGCUGAGGCCUCCAAAGAAGAGAUACCACAGCUCAGCGGGGUUGUCCAUCGACUCGGACAUGGACGAGGAGGUCUUGUCCAACCACCGGAUCUUCCAGCGUCGGACUUCCCUCACGUUUCCCAAACCCCUUGGGACCCGCGACAGCUUCCAGAACCGCUCGCUGCAGGACUUCUCUGACCGGAUCAAAGUGAACACGGUGGACGAGGUGGAGAUCAACAAGAGGAGACAGUCUAUUUUCAACGCAGCGAUCAACAAACCAGAGAAUGAGCUGUCUUCAUCUUUGUCCAAUGAGUCUAUCAACAGUGAUCAUUCCAAAGACGAGUGGAAACAGAUCCUGGACCUGCUGUGGAGCGACCCGAUGAACCAGGACGGCUGCAUGCCCAACGAGGUGCGGGGCGGAGGCUGCUACUGGGGCCCCGACGUCACUGAGGACUUCCUGAACAAACACGGCCUGCAGCUCAUCAUCCGCUCCCACGAGUGCAAACAGGACGGUUACGAGUUCUGCCACAACCGUAAUGUCCUCACUCUGUUCUCCGCCUCCAAUUACUACGACGUGGGAAGCAACAGGGGGGCGUAUGUGAAGUUGGGUCCAGACCUUGUGCCUCAUUUACUUCAGUACCAGGCCAGCAGCAUGAUCAGAGAGCUCACCAUAAGACAAAGUGUCGGGCAAACCGAGCGCUCAGCCCUCAGAGUCCUGCGGGAGCAGCUGUUUGCGCACAAAUCUGACCUCAUCUGUGCCUUCAAAAAGUUUGACAGCGAGAACACAGGUCUUGUGUCUCUGAACGACUGGGCCUCUGCAGUGGAGAGCGUGAUGCACCUCAGUCUGCCCUGGAGGAUGCUGCGCUAUCAGCUGAUCACCAGUAAGAGCAGUGACGGCAUGAUAAAUUACUACGAGUGGUUCAACGAGCUCGCCAUCAAAGGACCCAACACGGAUCACAUUGACCAGAGUCUGCUGGAGACUUUGUAUCGCCAUCGCUCCACCUUGGAGACCAUCUUCAGGAUCGUAGACACAGACAACUCGGGCUUCAUCACCAUCGAGGACUUCCGGCAGACCUGGAAGCUGCUGAGCGUCUACCUAAAGAUGGAGAUCACGGACGACGCCAUCUCCGACCUGGCCGUCACUAUUGACCGCAACAAUGACGGCAGCAUUGACAUCGAAGAGUUCAUGGAGGCCUUCCGCCUCACAGACAAGAAGAGCCGGCUGGAGCGAGGGCGCAGCAUGUUCAUGGGGACGGGCACUGACCUCACCAAGCUGGAGGGAGAUCCCAACAUUUGAGCAGAGAGACUGGGAACAGAGAGCGACCUCAGCUCAGACUCAGAGGGUAGGGGGAGGGAGGAAGGUGAGAUGAAGCCAACGCAAGCUGCUUUAAUGACGCACAUUGAGACGUAGGAUGCUGCCGAGCAACAGUAGAUCACAUGGGAUUAGAGGGAGGAUAGAGUUCAGGGUAUUUGACAGCGAAUGUUCAUUUCGCAUUUUGAUGCAGUUUUAUCCACUGAGGAAGAGACUGAAACACGACUGCAUCACGUCUCAUUUAUUAAGUGAGAAGCAUUUAAAACUGUUGCAAAGCAAAAUCCACAAACAUAGAAACAAAAAGGCGUCAUAUUUACACUGCACGAUUAUUACAAGAAUAAUAAUAAUAUAUGUUGCAUUAAAAUCCAUUUCUUUUGUUGUUUUCAACAUGUUUUGACUCGUGAAAGGUAAAAGAUAAAAAGAGUAACACCUGCACACUGACACAGAUGUUUUUAAAUGGACAGCAUUAAUCGAUUUUCAUUACCGCAGAACCUUCCUAUAUAUACAAAUAGGCUCAGUACAGAGACAAUUAUACAUAACAUUAAUCAAGUAAUAUCUAAAAAAACAUCGAAUGCAGUUGUAAAUUACACAAAAACAAACAUGACAAUAUUGCACAUAAACAGCAUUUAAAAUGUAUUUGUAGUCAUAAUAGGGCUGCAACUAAUUAUUUUUAUGAUUGAUUCAUCUGCCAAUUGAUCACUUGUGUUUACUAUUUGGUCCAUAUAACAUCAGAAAAAUGUUUAUUACCAUUUACUUGAUGCAAAGGUGAUGUCACUAAAUGCCUUGUUUUGUCUGACCAGAAAACCAAAACCUUAGUUUAGUUUAUUUUGGUCAUUUUCUAUCUUAUAAAACUCAAAUAUGCACCAUACAGUCUAUGAUAUGCACAAGAAAAUAAAUAAAUAAUUGAAUAAUUAUUUGCAAUGCAGUGACAACUUUUGCUUACCGAAUAGGGGGUAAACUGAAACUUUAGCCUAAACCCUCUUUACAUAUAUUGUUUUGUACCUUUCCGUUUAGAUUCAUACAGUGAAAAUGAAAGAAACAAGCAAAUCAAUAUACCUGUAUAUAUUAUGUAUAUAUAUAUAUAUAUAUAUAUAUAUAUAUACCUAAACGUCCGAAAUAUUACAUUUACUAUGAUGUUUGAACAAGAAAUAAGAGCAAAUGUUCUCAUUUGACAACCAUAAAUCAGGGAAUCUUUGUCUUUUACUUAAAAAAAAAUGACUCAAGCAAUUCAUUAUUAAUCAAAAUAGUUGGGCCUUAAUUUUCUUAAUCGAUAAAUCGACUAAUUGUUGCCGCUCUGCUCCAUAAAAUGUGAAAAAUUUCCUAGAUGCCUUCUCAAAUGGCUUGUUUUGUUCAACCAACAGCCCAAAACCAGCAAUAUUCAGUUUACAGUGAUAAAAAAAUGGAGCAAAUCCUCACAUUUUGAUCCCAGUGAAGCAUUUUCACUUGAAAAAAUGACAUCUGAAAAUGAUUAUUUUUCUGUUGAUUCCCUAAAAUUAUUCAGUGUGCAGGUGUUAAUCUGUUCAUUUCCAGUAGCCUUGUAUCAACAUGUGAGGUGCGAAUAACUACACGCCUCCUAAAGACUUUAUGGAAACCAGACACUUAAAAAAACAAACCAAAAAACAGUAUAUGAUAAUAAACUUUAUUUUAUAUAUAUAUAUUAUAAUUGUGCAGCUCUCCAUUAGCUGCAUUAAGUAAUUGCAACCAUCAUGUUGCUGGUGCCUUAGCAGUAGAAGCGCUUUUACUUCUAGAGACACACUGAUGAUGUUUUGUAUCAGUGCCAACCGCCAACGAUGCACCGGGGUCCCUCCCCGUCUCAGAUGGGAUUGGAACCCUCACCUUGUACAGAACGGAGAACUCGUGUUUUCUUUCAUUUGACUUUUAGGAUGGUUACCUCCAAAGUGUUGCUUUGAAGCCCAGAAGCUGUGUUUUAAAGGGAUAGUUUGAUAUUUUGGGAAGUUAGAUGAGAGGAUUGAUACUACUCUCAUGUCUGUUCAACCUGGUAUCAAUCUUUUUGUCUAACUAUCCUUUAAGAUACAGAGACAACAUGGGGUUUUAGGGUUUUUCUGUUAAAACUUCUCAGUUUCCAUUGUUAGAUAAAGUUCCCACGUUGUUUAAAGUCAUUAUUAUAACUCAACCAAAAAAGAGAUGAGGAAACAGUGUGCGUAUGUGUAAAGUUGCUCUGUAUGUAAAAUGUAAAUUUUAAUGUAUGUGUGGUUUUUUUCUAGCAUGUUGACCAUGUAAAACGUUCAC
Molecule: messenger RNA, 4949 nt
Organism: Epinephelus moara (kelp grouper)
Lineage: Eukaryota; Metazoa; Chordata; Actinopteri; Perciformes; Serranidae
Gene: ppef2a
Product: protein phosphatase with EF-hand domain 2a
Exons: 18
Coding region: 432-2684 (750 amino acids)
Biological process (GO): detection of stimulus involved in sensory perception; negative regulation of MAPK cascade
Cellular component (GO): nucleus; cytosol
Molecular function (GO): calcium ion binding; manganese ion binding; Hsp90 protein binding
Source: RefSeq, a predicted model, not a curated record